AUAAGUGUAUAUGCAUGCACAGCUCCACUAUCAAGUGCACAGUCACACACAUGCACCCACCAGUACCAGUACAAACUCGAUCAAGAUGUAUUACACACACACACACACACACAGUGCAUAAGUUAUAAUGGGAUAUGCAUAUGGCAUGCACUCAUGCAGUGGCUGCUUUGUGUGUGUGUGUGUACCCAUACAAGUACAGUGCCAGUAGCACCAUCUCAUGUGCUAUGCAUACAUUGUAAACACCCAAGUCACAAACACAAAUACACACACAGUACAUCCUAUGUACAAUGUUCCAAGGCAAUGCCAGGACAGGACAAUCAGACUCCUUUGUAUAUAGGGUACAGAUCUGAUUUCCCCUCACUUUUCACUGAGCUAGCUGCCAGAUAGUGCAUUUUCUCUUGAAUUAUCAUCUGUAACAGCUAGUAAAUUAAAAGCAAGGUGCAUUAAUGCUGCAAGAUCUUCCAUUUGGGGCCUAUACAGCUCAGAAACCUAGCUGUGCAGAGUAAGAAUUACCAACAGACUAAUAUCUCAAAGCUGAUCAAGGAGCUGAACUAGACCACCAUGUCCUCCACAUUCUUCUUGGUCCAGUGGAUGCCAGGACCCUGCACAGAGCCAGGAACCGGUAAAGAAUUCAGCAUCAUCGGCUUGGAAGACAUCAAGGAGGACUAUCGCUAUGCACUGGAGAAUGGACGUAUCACCAUGGCAACGUAUCGCUUUAGGAAUGGUACCAACGUGGGCACCAUGCAUCGCUUGUGCAAGAUUCUUGGAUCAGCAGGAGACAAGUCUCCCUUGGAAGUAGAAAUGAUGGCAGUUAUGAACAGCGGUGAGGAUGGGAGUGCAGUCUAUACCAUCGAGGAUGAAAAGCCAAACCAUCUGACCCUGAGGAAGCAGUCCUGCUCCAGGCCUCCACCAUGGGAGGUGGAGAAAGAGAUGCUCACCUUGCUGGAGGAGAAUCACAAGGUCAGAAGAGAGAAUGAAGCACUUAGAACAAAGCUCACCAAAGCAGUCGAUGUGGGUGACCUGAAGAACAUCUUGGAAACAACUAUACUCAACAUUCAGCAGAAACAGAUCGUUCAACCAUCACUUGAUGAGCAGCCUUCCUCGAGUCAAGCAUCCCAACCUAUAAUUGAAACUCUAUCCUUGCCUCAGAGUAUGGACAUGAGCUCCCAACCGCAACUCUCUAACCCAGUUGCCAAUGGUCACACCAUGUCAGCACAAAGGUUCUCCAUGUCACCACCAGGGACUCAGAGACAACCCGUGAGCAGACGGACCCAAUCCAUGAACCCCAUGAGCCACCAGCUACCACGAACUUCAUCCGCCCCUACUGCCCCGUCCCACAGUCAGUCUAGAGUACCAGAGUCAGAGUUGGACAACCCUUACAUCGUCAGAGUCCAGUCACUAGCCGAGCCAACACCAGCAACACCUCCAGCACUACCACCACCAGCGCCACACCCUGUAGGUAUCAGGCCAGCUGUAACGACUGCUUCCAUCAACCAAAUAGAUCGGGGGUACAUGCGGCCUUCACCUCAGAGUAACCAGCGGAAGAGCGGUGUGAGACAGAGGCAGAUCAAGACCCCGCAGUGGCAGUCUAGCUAUAUUUCUGAUGGUAUCACAGAGCGCCUCAGGAUUGGACGAAGUGGAAAAGACCAAACAUCCUCAAUAAGUGCUAAUAAUCUCGCAGGCAUUCCAACAACAUCCGAGCAACGCGUACACACUAUUCAGAUGAAGGGUGCAGCUCAACGAAGCGUAUUAAAACUAGAUGAUGUUGAUGGUGAUAAGCUGAUUGAACUGGUUCCGGGAUUGGGCAUCUGGUUGCCAAGGAAACAUCUCAAACUGUGUCAGAGGACCAAAGGGUACAGCCAGUACACCAGAAAGCUUGUCAUGCUCCUAUUCAACAUGAAAGAACUUAGCACCAGCUCCGUUACCGGCUUCAAGGCCACGGGAAAGGGCAGUGAGAAUGCCAUAGCACGCCCAGCUCUAGACCCAAAGAGAGUCCAAGCAAUUAUAACUGCUGUUCAGAAGCGCUUCCCUGCAGCUUCACCUUUCAAAGUCAAACAGGUCAUGAGUCAAAAGCUUAUGGAUAUUCGCAAGACAGUCCGGAACAAGCAACUCAAGAAUGCCACAUGGAAGCAGAGAGGAAGCAGAGUAGUGCUGUGCAGCGCCUGAUGGUUGCUCUCACAGGCUCUCCCCUUUUUCCUGAUUUUCACACUUGAAUUGUCAAUUUCAUCGAGUGAUUUUUAUAUCAGAUGGAAGGGAAUAUCCCAUAGACAAAAACUAUGGAUACAGCUGUAACGAAGAAGUUUGCAAUCUCCUUCAAUUUUUGCUUGAUUUUGGUUGUGAUUUUGUUCCAGAGUACUCAAUUUCUACAUUGGACUUCUACAUACAGCUAUUCAUCAUCAUCAUCUUCAAUCCAGCCCGUUGGACCCUUUCAGACUAUCUAUCCAACCAAGCCUUUCACUGGAGAGACAGAUUAUGCCAGCCCUUCUUUUGAUACUUUUGUUGCUAAUCUUCACUCCUUUGAUUUGAAACCAAAGUCAUUGCGUUCAGGCAUGACAUUGGGUCUGAGACUAAUCCAGUACUCAGCGUUGUAUCUUCAUGGAUUGUGUCCCUAUUACUACCCUGAGGACGAAUGUAGUUUAGACAGUGACGUCUGCUUCAGUUUACAGUCCUUAAAUAAACAACUCCAGAAUGCCACAUGGAAGCAGAGAGGAUUGCAUCAUGGGUUACUCUAAGAGAGAUCAGUAUUACUGUAGAUGUCUGAGAAACAUUCAAAUUCCUGAAUUUCGAAAAAUACAAGGGGUCAGAGAAAGAUGUUCGUAGGACAGUCCGGAACAAAAAACUCCAGAAUGCCACAUGGAAAUGGAGAGGACUGCGCCAUAGGUCACUCUAAGAGAAACCUGUAAUAUAUGCAACUGUGUGAGGAACAUUUAACCCAUUGCAUACAGGAACCGUUUUGAUCCUGUAUAGAGUCUAUGGGACUGAGAGAAUUUAGCUGUCAUCAGGUUCAUGCAAGAGCACUUGUUCGUAGGACAAUCAAAGGAAUCAGAGAAAAGAUAAUCUGUACAGAUUUAACUUGUUUGAGUUUGUGAAACUGCAUAAGAAAUAAAGGCAGUAUGGCCGUCAUGUAUCUGUAUUGAGAUGAUGCAUUUACAUGUACAGGUACAUGUACUUGUACAAUGUGUUCAUGUUGAGGUUGAUGGGUUAAUCUGACCAGUUUUACAAAAUUUGUAGCUGAAAAGCAUGAUAAACAUGGAGUCUGGAACUAUGUCUUAGUGUAAUAAUAAAUGAGUAAUAAUAAAAAUGGUGCCUGUAAAGCGCUUUCCACCAAAGUCUCUAAGCGCUAAUAACAAACAAAAUGCAGUGACAAACAAUUCUAAUUAAACAAAAAAAUUACAAAUAAACCUACAAAUUAUAAUAAUUUCUGUAAUGCUCAUCAUGCAAUCAAGUCAAACAACUCAUUUUGUUUGGCAGCUCCAUCAUUUAUUCAGUCUUAAACAUUUCAUUUAAUCAUGCUUGACUUUGUAAAUGUUCAUUAUCUGUUCUAACCAGAGUUCUAGAUUAAACUUAUUAUGUACUGCUCAAAUUUAUGAAAAUUCACUCGACUAACCAUAAUCAAAUAAGCUACCUAACCAAUUGUCCACUGUUACUGCCAAUGUGUACAACACUGCAGUAGUUCUGAUCAUGCUGUAGGAGGAUAGAUUGUUUGGUUGGAGAGUAGUCAGUUCACUGCCAUGCCAUGAGCUAGCUGUGCCAUUUUGGUGUUUUAUUUAUUACAUGUACAGCACAAAGGCUGAUGUUGUUUAGAACUUAGCCUAUUGAUACAUGAACUACUCUUUUUAUAAAUGUGAAUAUUGCGAUCAGAAGUGAACCCGAAGUGCUAUUUCAUCAAUUGGUGCAGAAGUUAUUUUCAAAUGCUGUGCAUCGUUUCAUGACAUCCCAC
Messenger RNA from Strongylocentrotus purpuratus (purple sea urchin), 3940 nucleotides. RefSeq lists its product as uncharacterized. The transcript has 7 exons. Gene Ontology annotation, molecular function: transcription corepressor activity; DNA binding. The record is from RefSeq and is a predicted model, not a curated record. Gene Ontology annotation, biological process: positive regulation of neuron differentiation; negative regulation of Notch signaling pathway. Gene Ontology annotation, cellular component: nucleus. NCBI's taxonomy places the organism in Eukaryota, Metazoa, Echinodermata, Echinoidea, Camarodonta, Strongylocentrotidae. Bases 562 to 2166 code for a protein of 534 amino acids.